AUGCAUACACCCACUCCUCCUGGAACUUCUUAUAGCUCUCAAGCUUCCUGGGCCACAGCCACACCACAUAAUGUACACCAAUUGAAGCAGCAGGCUGAGAAGGUCAGGAAAUAUAUCAAACGCUGUAUGCAAAGUCCACCCAGUUCUACUCAUCAGGCUCUAAGCCAGUUUGUCAAGGGCUGUCAAAUGACCAUAUAUAGAAUAGCACUUUUGGAGCAGGAGGUCAAGGAACUAAGAGCCGCAAAUGCAAAACAAAAGAGAAAGUGGGAAACAGACUGUAUAUAUAUAGUUCAAGAUGGUGCUUUGGGGGUUGAAGAAGGCUUGAAUCAUGUACAAAGGGUCAAUAAAUGGGAAGUAGAGGUGGUUGAAGCUGCUGACUCUCAACCAUGA
Molecule: messenger RNA, 390 nt
Organism: Paracoccidioides lutzii Pb01
Exons: 1
Coding region: 1-390 (129 amino acids)
Source: RefSeq, a predicted model, not a curated record